CACUCUGUUGUCAUGUGACGUAUGCGGAAGUAGUAGCACCGGCCAUGAGCAGCGAAACAUUGAAAAGUUUUAUCGAGAGCUGCAGAAAAUGUCAGUUUUUACGAGAAUUUCUCUGAAGCCUGAAGUGGUCGAACAUCUACAGAGCGUCUUCUUGAACGCGGAGGUGUUGGCUGCAGUGGGUCACCAGGAGGCCGAGAGUCGUUUUCACAGGCUGCUCACAUGUCUCACACACCCGCCUUCGUACACAUGUGUUCGGGCCAGCACUCAUCUCGCCUCCCUGGAGGAGAUCAGACACAAGUUGGGAGAAGAGCUGACGAAGCAGCAGAUGUGCAGCUCGUCAGCAGAGGACGUCUCCCUUCGGAUCGUCCCUCACCCGAGAAUUCCAGAUGUGCUGCUGCUUCCUGUCGAUGGCCCACGACCCGUGAAGCAGCUCAGCUCAGAGGUGAUGGUCGGCGCUCAGUGCGGCAACGCUGUGCUGCGAGGAGCUCAUGUGUUCGCCCCGGGGAUCCUCGCCAGCCCCAAGUACAUGAAGGCUGGAGAUGUGGUUUCUGUCUUCUCUGACUUGGAGGGAAGGUGCACCCGAGGAGCCACGAGUUUCCAGGGGAAGAAGGUGUUUGUGGGAAAUGGAGUCGCUGAACUGGGCCGCUCCAGCAUCUUCUGCGCAGAUAAACCUCCAAAAGGUGUUGGUGUUCGGAUGGUGGAUCCACUUUAUCAGAGUCCUUCGUUUGAUGGUGUUCUUCCCAACCUGGCGUUCCUACAGAACCUCCCGUCUGUGGUGGUGGGACACGUGCUCGGGCCUCGUCCUGGAGAACGGAUCCUGGAUAUGUGCGCCGCACCUGGAGGGAAGACCUGUCACAUCGCUGCCCUCAUGGGGGAUCAGGGCGAGGUCAUGGCCUUGGACCGGAUCCGAAAUAAGAUCGACCGAAUUCAUCAAAAUGCCCAAAUGUUGCAAUUGCGCAGCAUCAAAGCUUUUUGCUUCAACAGCACUCAGGCUGUGAGCAGUGACCCGGCGCACGGCACCGAAGGACCACCCUUCCCUCCUGAGAGUUUUGACCGGGUUCUGUUGGACGCUCCCUGCAGCGGCCUCGGGCAGAGGCCCAACAUGGCGUGCACCUGGAGCCUCAAGGAGAUUUGUUCGUACCAGCCUCUGCAGCGCAAGUUGUUUCACGCUGCAGUGCAGCUGUUAAAGACAGGCGGGGUUCUGGUGUACAGCACCUGCACAGUGACUCUAGCAGAGAAUGAGGAGCAGGUCGCCUGGGCCCUCGCUACCUUUCCCUGCCUCACGCUUCAGCCACAGGAGCCUCACAUUGGUGCAGAAGGCAUGUUGGGAGCCGGCCUGCCACCUGAGCAGCUGCGCCUCCUCCAGAGGUUCAGUCCCGAGCUGAUCUGGGACCAGACGGAGACGACAGCUCCCCUCCCAGACAGAGCUGACAGGGACACCAUCGGCUUCUUUAUUGCCAAGUUCCUGAAAAACUGACCGGAGGGCAUAAUGUUGUCUCUCGCAGCCCUCGUGUGGGACUGCAGUCGGGAACAAUGGUGUUUAUAUUAUGACACACUGUGUGCUUUGACGCGCCCGUGUUGACAGAGACGCUCGCUGCGCUGUUUACAGCAUCUGCCUCCAAACAGCUGCUCUCUGAAACUGCGGGCCAUAUAGGGAUAAGCUUUAUAAACACCGAGGGCAGGGGAGAGGGGGAGGCACGUGGGGAUGGAGCCUGAAUGAGUAUUGGCAAAUGCGGCAGUGCUGGCGUUGCUAUGACAACAGUGACGACACAGCUGCCAUGGUGACAGCGGAUCCAGUGGAUGUGAGAGCGCGGAUCAGGAAGUAGCGUGCAGAAGGAGGUCAUCAGAGGUAUUAACAAUUUAGUGUCUUUUAGCAGACGAGCGGGACGUCUAAUUAAAACUUCUGCUGCAGAAAGAAGUGAUGCUGACGUGUAACCCUGACUCAAUGUUGGAUAUGAAUUUUAUUUUGUCACGAUAAAAACACAAUUCAAGUAAGUUUUUUGUCCCAUGAAGUUGAUGAUACUGAUGAAAUGUUGGUCCAAAUGCUCUCCAUCACUGAUAAGGUAACAUUUUUAGAAUUUAUAAGCACCAUAUGAAGUUUGGACACUAAUCACAGGUGGAGUACAAGUACAAAGUACAAAUUAGUAAAAGUCCUGCAUUUGUAAACCUAAAGCUCAAGUACAAGCACCUCAAAUUUGUACUUAAGCACAGUACUUGAGUAAGUGUACGUCAUUACUUUCUGCUAAAAGGACAUUUUAAGUGAUUAUGAAUGGCAACAUUUCUCCUGUCUCCUACGAUGUUAUAUUUUAUAUUAUUAAAACCGUGUUUUACUAUAUUAUCAUUGGUUAUCUGUUUACAUCAAAGACUGGACAACGCAUCUCCUCUUCCUCCCGCAGUAGCGAGGUCUAACUACUUGAAACCAAACUUUCGGAAAAAUAAACAAUUGAACACAAA
Molecule: messenger RNA, 2454 nt
Organism: Hippoglossus stenolepis (Pacific halibut)
Lineage: Eukaryota; Metazoa; Chordata; Actinopteri; Pleuronectiformes; Pleuronectidae
Gene: nsun6
Product: NOP2/Sun RNA methyltransferase 6
Exons: 12
Coding region: 89-1477 (462 amino acids)
Biological process (GO): RNA methylation
Molecular function (GO): RNA binding; methyltransferase activity
Source: RefSeq, a predicted model, not a curated record